Orycteropus afer afer is the source of this 450-nucleotide messenger RNA. Its product is annotated as 2-iminobutanoate/2-iminopropanoate deaminase-like. The transcript has 6 exons. Gene Ontology annotation, molecular function: deaminase activity. The coding region runs from base 1 to 450 and encodes 149 amino acids. The record is from RefSeq and is a predicted model, not a curated record. Gene Ontology annotation, cellular component: cytosol. Lineage: Eukaryota; Metazoa; Chordata; Mammalia; Tubulidentata; Orycteropodidae.
AUGCUGCACAUAGUUGUAAGAAAGGCUCGAACAGAAGCCCUCAAACAGAACCUCUGGGGUGCAGAAGAAAGAAAGGUUUCCUUACUUGCUCAGGGAAAAUCAGAUGUUCAGGCUGUGUUAGUCGACAGGACCGUUUACAUUUCAGGACAGUUAGGUAUGAAUCCUUCAAGCGGACAGCUUGUGCCAGGAGGGGUGGUAGAAGAAGCUAAACAAGCUCUUACAAACAUGGGUGAAAUUCUAAAAGCUGCAGGCUGUGACUUCACUAAUGUGGUAAAAACAACUGUGUUGCUGGCUGACAUAAAUGACUUCACUGCUGUCAAUGAAGUCUACAAACAGUAUUUCAAGAGUAGUUUUCCUGCUAGAGCUGCUUACCAAGUUGCUGCUUUGCCCAAGGGAGGCCGAAUUGAGAUUGAAGCAAUAGCUGUCCAAGGACCACUCUCAUCAGCAUGA